AUUAAAUAAAUGAAGAAACCUCAUGUGUACACAGUAAUUGCACAAAGAAUUAAUUUUCAUUACUCCUGCUGUAACAUAAGUGAUUAAAAUAAAGUUGAAAAAUGUAAUAAUAGCUUGUAAAACACGAAUGAGCGACAUAUACUGGAGAGAGAGGUAGAGGUAGUAUUGCAUUCAUUCACUCUCAAGUCUUCACUAUUACUACUACUAGUGACCGGCGGCGAUAGACUGCUAUGGCGUCGAACCAAGUUAGGGCAUCGCAUAUACUGAUCAAACACGAGGGAUCUAGGCGUAAAUCUUCAUGGAAAGAUCCAGAAGGUCGCAUCAUCUCUAAUACCACAAGAGACGCCGCCGUUUCUCAGCUCAAAUCCUUUCGCGAUGACAUCAUCUCCGGCAAGUCUAAAUUCGCUGAUGUUGCUUCUCGCUUUUCUGAUUGCAGCUCCGCCAAACGCGGCGGCGAUCUCGGUCCAUUCGGUCGAGGGCAGAUGCAGAAACCUUUUGAAGAUGCAACUUAUGUGCUGAAGGUUGGUGAGGUCAGUGACAUCAUUGAUACUGACAGUGGGGUUCACAUAAUCCUGAGAACCGGUUAACAUUUCUACAGAUUCAAGAGCAAUUACAAGUUGUAACGUUUCUUUUCUUUUUAUUCUAGUGUUUCAAAGACCACCGUCCCUCGCUUGCGUCUCAUAGCAGCAACAAACUUAUAAAUUUUGAUUGUAAUAUCUAUCAGUCAAAUACAACUCCAGAAGACUGAUGUUUAUAGACGUUUUUAUUUCCAAUGUGUGAAGAGUUCCUUAACUUGUGGCACCUUUAAGGAAAUUUUUGAUGCA
Molecule: messenger RNA, 824 nt
Organism: Capsicum annuum
Lineage: Eukaryota; Viridiplantae; Streptophyta; Magnoliopsida; Solanales; Solanaceae
Product: peptidyl-prolyl cis-trans isomerase Pin1
Exons: 2
Coding region: 231-587 (118 amino acids)
Cellular component (GO): cytosol; nucleus
Molecular function (GO): peptidyl-prolyl cis-trans isomerase activity
Source: RefSeq, a predicted model, not a curated record